Molecule: messenger RNA, 1086 nt
Organism: Salvia miltiorrhiza (redroot sage)
Lineage: Eukaryota; Viridiplantae; Streptophyta; Magnoliopsida; Lamiales; Lamiaceae
Exons: 3
Coding region: 1-1086 (361 amino acids)
Source: RefSeq, a predicted model, not a curated record
AUGGAUUUGGAAGUAGACGAAAACAACCGGUUCAAACAUCUGUUUCUUGCUCUUGCGGCUUCCAUCUCACCUUUCUUCUUUUCGCUUCGACCAGUGAUUGUGGUCGACGGCACACACUUGAAGGGGAAGAACAAUGGUAUUUUGUUCGUCGCCGUGACAAAAGACGCAAACGAGCAAGUUUUUUCGUUGGCAUUUGGUGUCGGGCCGAUCGAGAAUGAUGAGUCAUGGAAGUGGUUCCUCUCAAAUAACAAAAUUAAGGGCUACGGGCAAGCUGUUGUUGAGCUUUUCCGCCAGGCUGCAUACGCCUACGAGGACUCAGAAUUUUCACGUGCAAUGUCGGCUAUGGCUCAAUUGAAGCCGGCGGCGUACGAGAAGUUGAUGCGCGUAGGCCUUGAGAAGUGGGCACGAUCACAAAGUCCGGUGACCCGUUAUAGUUUUCUUACAUCUAAUGUUGCCGAGGCUUUGAAUGCCCGUUUGUUGUGGGCCAGACGCCUUCCUAUAUGCUCCAUGCUGGAGGCAAUCAGGAUGGUUCUGGAGCAGUGGUUCAAUGACAUACUUGCGUCUGCGGAAGAGAGCGAUGAUCUUCUUACUCCAGAGGCAACACAGAAGAUAAGUGCGGAGAUCUCAAAGAGUCGUCGUUACACUGCGAAGAGGACCUCCGAGAGAAAAUACAGGGUUCGUGCUGGUGAUCGUCGCUACAUGGUUGACCUUCAAGCGAAGAGCUGUGAAUGCAAUGAAUUCGACCUGGACGGCAUGCCUGAGGCGAAAGAGCCAGUGGAAGCUUACUACCUGCGGAGUUCACUGGUUCAAACAUACUCCGGUUCAGUAAAUCACUUGCCUCCCUUAGAGCAUUGGGAAAUUCCGUUUGAAGUUGCAACUGAUGUUGUUUUGCCAAACCUUUCUCAGCGACAAGCUGGUCGACCAAGAGAAUCUAGAAUUCCUUCAGCUGGUGAGAGGCCGACUCAGAGGACUACUACAGCGGAUGCAUCAAGUAGUCUGGGAAAACGAGCACCCAAAACCUGUGGUCUAUGUAGCUCGCCUGGCCACACACGUAGAGCAUGCAAGGGUACGGGCUGGGAGCAGUAG